Messenger RNA from Aureococcus anophagefferens, 2517 nucleotides. RefSeq lists its product as hypothetical. The record is from RefSeq and is a predicted model, not a curated record. The transcript has 2 exons. Gene Ontology annotation, molecular function: oxidoreductase activity; 4-hydroxy-tetrahydrodipicolinate synthase activity. NCBI's taxonomy places the organism in Eukaryota, Pelagophyceae, Pelagomonadales, Pelagomonadaceae. Gene Ontology annotation, cellular component: cytosol. Bases 1 to 2517 code for a protein of 838 amino acids.
AUGGCGCUCGCGUCCGCAUGGAUCCGCGCGCCGCUGCGGCGCGGCCGGCGGCACCUCCGGCGGCGGCGGCUGCACACCUCCCACGCCGACGCCGUCGUCUGCGGCGGCGGCAUCGCGGGCUGCGCAGCGGCGUACCAUUUGGCGCUGCGCGGCGCCGGGCGCGUCGUCGUCGUGUCCGCGCACGCGCCGCUGACGCUGACGAGCGCGAUGAGCACGGAGUGCUACCGCGACUUCUGGCCGUCGCCGGAGAUGGCGGGCCUCAUGGGCCGGAGCAUCGACCUCAUGGAGGGCCUGGCGCGCGACACGGACAACGCCAUCGGCAUGACGCGGCGGGGCUACGCCUACUUCACCAAGGACGCGGCGACGCUCGCGAAAGUCGAGGCGACGUGCGCGGCGCUCGCGGCCGCGGACGCGGCGGGCAUGCCGUACCGGCGCCACGAGGGCGCCGCGCCGGCCUACGAGUUCGGCGACGCGGGGCCCCUGUCGGCGGCGGCGCUCGCGGCGGGCGGCGGGCCCCGGGGGCUCGACGUCCUCGUGGGCAACGACGCGGUGCGGCGCGCGUUCCCCGCCGUCGGCGGCGACGUCGUCGGCGCGCUCCACGCGCGGCGCGCGGGCUGGGUCUCGGCGCAGCAGUACGGCGCGGCGCUCGUCGCCGCCGCCCGGGAGCUCGGGGUGGAAUUCGCCACGGGCGAGGUCCGGGCCGUCGACUUCGAGGGCGGGCGCGUCGCCGCGGUGCGCUACGCGGACGCCGGCGCGGCGCACGGCGACGCGGCCCUGCCCGGCGGCGCGCCGACGCACGCGCUCGCGACGCCGCGCUUCGUCAACGCCGCGGGGCCCUGCCUGAACGCGGUCCACGGCCUGCUGCCGGGCCGCGACGCGAUGGCGUCCGAGGUCGCGCGCGCGCUCGGCGUCGACGCGCCGGGCGACGGGCGGCGGCUCCCGCUGCGGAACCACCUCCACGCCAAGGUCGUCUUCCGCGACGCGGCGGGCGCCGUGCCCCGCGACGCGCCGAUGAUGAUCUCCCUCGACCCGCAGACGAUCUGGCCCGUCGACGACGACGACGAGCGCGCGGCCCUCGCCGAGGCCUUCGGCGAGGCCGCGGCGGCGAAGCUCACGGGCACCGCGGGGCCGGGCGUGCACCUGCGGCCCUACGCGCACGACGCGCUGCUGCUCCUCUGGGAGCACUGGCACGGCGACUGGGCCGUCGCCGAGCCGCCGGACCUGCACCCGGCCUUCGACGCGGACCUCUUCCCCGAGGUCUGCCUCCGGGGCCUGGCGUCCUUCAUCCCGGCGCUCGGCGCGGCCGUCGACGACCCGGGCGACCGGCCGGUCGUCGACGGCGGCUACUACACGGAGACGCCGGAGCUCGUGCCGCUGCUCGGGCCCGUGCCGGGCGCGCGGGGCGCGUUCCUCUGCGGGGGCCUCGCGGGCUACGGCCUCAUGGCCGCGCACGCCGCGGGCGAGCUCGUCGCCGCGCACGCGCUCGGCGACGAGCUGCCCUGCGCGUCGCGCGCAUCGCUGCGCGCCGCGGCGCCCGCGCGCGUCGCAUCCCGCGCGCUGGCGACGCCGUCCGGCACCAUGUUCACGGGCGUCUGGCCCAUCAUGGCGACGCCGUUCCGGCCCGACGAGAGCCUGGACCUCGAGGGCUUCGCCAAGGCCGUGGCCUUCAUGGCCGAGGCCGGCGCCGACGGGUGCACGAUCGCGGGCGUCCUCGGCGAGAGCAACCGGCUCACGGACGCCGAGCGCGCGGCCAUGAUCGAGGCGGCCGUCGCGGCCGCGGCCGGCGCUGGCCGGCCGUUCCCGAUCUGCGUCGGGACGUCGCACGCGGGCACCCACGCGACCGUGGCCCUGAGCCAGAUGGCGCGGGACCUGGGCGCGGCGGCGGUCAUGGUGACGCCGACGAAGGAGGCGGCGCCCCAGAGCGACGCGGCGCUCCACGCGUACUUCGCGGCCGUCGCCGACGGCUGCCCGGGGCUGCCCAUCGUGCUCCAGGACCACCCGGCGAGCACGCAGGUCUUCAUGUCCGCGGACCUCCUCGUGCGCAUCUGCGCGGACCUGGCGAGCGUGCGCUGCAUCAAGCUCGAGGCCGUGCCGACGCCGACGAAGAUCCGCGCGAUCCGCGACGCGUGGGCGUCCGCGCCGCCCGCGGCGGGCGACUGCACGAUCCUCACGGGCCUCGGCGCCCUCUACGCCGGCUUCGACAUGGAGCAGGGCACCGACGGCUUCAUGACGGGCUUCGCCUUCCCGGAGAUCCUCGCGGCGAUGAACGCCGCCGCGCGAACCGGCGACCUCGACCGCGCGCACGCGCUCUACGCGGCCUACCUGCCCCUCCUCGUCUUCGAGCAGCAGCCGGGCGUCGCCGUGCGCAAGGAGCUCUACAAGCUCCGCGGCCUCAUCGCCUCGGGCCACGUCCGCAAGCCCGGCGGCCAGAUCGCGCCCGCGGCCGCGAAGGGCCUCGCGGACCAGAUCGCCCGGUCCCUCCCGGGCCGCGACAUCACGAAGCCGCUCGUGCUUUAA